UAAAGUCAGAGCGCUCGUUCAGUGGCACAUUGAGUAGACUACCAAAGCUUCUGGAAAAUGUCUGGACGCGGCAAAGGAGGAAAGGGGCUCGGAAAAGGAGGCGCCAAGCGUCACCGUAAAGUGCUGCGUGAUAACAUCCAGGGUAUCACCAAGCCCGCCAUCCGCCGUCUGGCUCGUCGUGGCGGUGUGAAGCGGAUCUCUGGCCUCAUCUACGAGGAGACCCGCGGUGUCCUCAAGGUGUUCCUGGAGAACGUGAUCCGUGAUGCCGUCACCUACACCGAGCACGCCAAGAGGAAGACCGUCACCGCCAUGGAUGUUGUCUAUGCCCUGAAGAGGCAGGGACGCACCCUGUAUGGCUUCGGCGGUUAAACCAUUUUUCGACCAACGAUAAAUCCAAAGGCUCUUUUAAGAGCCAACCAAA
Messenger RNA from Gadus macrocephalus (Pacific cod), 421 nucleotides. RefSeq names its product histone H4. NCBI's taxonomy places the organism in Eukaryota, Metazoa, Chordata, Actinopteri, Gadiformes, Gadidae. Gene Ontology annotation, biological process: nucleosome assembly. The record is from RefSeq and is a predicted model, not a curated record. The transcript has a single exon. Gene Ontology annotation, molecular function: protein heterodimerization activity; DNA binding; structural constituent of chromatin. The coding region runs from base 58 to 369 and encodes 103 amino acids. Gene Ontology annotation, cellular component: nucleosome.